Penicillium angulare is the source of this 1020-nucleotide messenger RNA. RefSeq names its product RTA1 domain-containing protein. The transcript has 2 exons. Gene Ontology annotation, cellular component: membrane. The coding region runs from base 1 to 1020 and encodes 339 amino acids. Lineage: Eukaryota; Fungi; Ascomycota; Eurotiomycetes; Eurotiales; Aspergillaceae. The record is from RefSeq and is a predicted model, not a curated record.
AUGGCGUCUUCCGAUGCCAGUGACCCCAACCCGUACUACGACUACAAGCCUUCCAAAAUCGUAGCUGCGAUCUUUGCGAUCCUAUUCAUUAUCAUCACACUUCCACACAUCUGGAAAACAUUCCGAACACGCCAAUGGUUCGGUCUCACUUUUAUAGUCGGUGGACUAUUCGAGAUUUUCGGUCUUGCCGCACGAGCCUAUUCAAGUGAACAUCUGACAAAGAAGGGGAUCUACAUCGUCCAGCUUCUCUUGAUUCUUCUGGCACCAAUUGUCUUCGCUGCCGGAGUAUACAUGUUCCUCGGUCGCCUGAUCCGUGCUUCAGGACACCCAAAGCUCUCAAUCAUUCGCAUCAACUGGCUUACCAAGAUUUUCGUCGUCGGAGAUAUCUUCUGCUUCUUCAUCCAAGCCGCCGGAGCUACCAUGCUCACAAAUGCGGACAAGUCAAGCACCAUCAAGACAGCCCAGAACAUCAUCCUAGCUGGGUUGGGACUCCAAGUGGCUUUCUUCUGUCUCUUCCUCAUUGCUGCCGUUGUCUUCCACAUCCGAGUCUCCAAGCACGGUCUCUCCAAGUCUAUCGACCCCUCGCUUCACUUGCAAGCCAUGCUCUUUUCAAUCUACGCCUGCGGUAUUUUGAUCACUGUUCGAAACGGCUACCGAUUGGUCGAAUACAAGUCUGGUGAUGGCAAGGGUGGAUAUCUUCUGGAUCACGAGUGGCCCAACUACGGUCUGGAUGUUGGCCUCAUGUACAUCGUUAUGCUCAUCUCUGUGUUCUGGUACUGGGCUGAUACCAAGGCCCGGUACACUGCGCCUGACAACAUGAAUAUGGGUGCUGCUUACAAGCUUCCUGACUACGAUAACAACCGUCCCUAUGAUACGCCUUCUUACCCUACUCAGCCUGCUGGGUACGGCAAUGUUCCCCACACCGAGCCUACCGAGUACACUCAUAUGGCUCCUGGUGUCAACGCCCCCGGUACUGAGUACCACGGUGCUCACACUUGGGCUCCUCGACAGGAGGUUUAA